Messenger RNA from Pipistrellus nathusii (Nathusius's pipistrelle), 381 nucleotides. NCBI's taxonomy places the organism in Eukaryota, Metazoa, Chordata, Mammalia, Chiroptera, Vespertilionidae. The record is from the annotation of a GenBank genome assembly.
AUGUACUUUUUCCCAGAGAGGCCUGGGGUUCGUUCUGGUUCUUGUCGGGGUGUCCCUGCUCUGCUCAGCGGCCCUGCCCACAGCUUCCUAGUGCAGGAGGUCACGCACCCACAGCCGGGCCCGGUGCCUCCUCCGCCCUCUGGGGAAGCCCGGGCCUGUACCCGAGGUAGGUCACCUGGAUCCCUUCCUUGUGAGCCCCCACCAGCAAGUUCAGCAAAGAGCCUUCCUGAACCUUCUGGGGACGGACUUUUCCAGAGCGAUCAGGGGGCCAGGGAGGCUUCCCGGGCUGGGGAAGCCCCAGCUGAUGGCUGGUUCCGGAGCAGCCUCCCCCAGCAGGGCAAGUCUGAGCUCAGGAGAGCAUCCCUGGUCCUGGUUGGAUGA